AUGUCCGAACACAAAGCUGCAGAACCACCACACAGCCUAGUACCACACCUGCGCACGAUCCUCAACGACCUGCAGAAAGAGCAGUACCCAGAUCUGCCCAAUCCCGAAGGCCUAAAGCGCAGAGCCUCUGUAGCAUUCAUCAUUCGCGUCAAUCCAUCCUAUGCGCAUUGGCCCGAGUCUCAGACACAGAAGCACGAUGAUCUUGAGUCUUACUUUGGCCAAGCAUGGGUACAGCACGGCGAGCCCGAAGUCUUGUUCAUCAAGCGUGCAUCACGGAAGGGAGACAGGUGGACAUCACACAUUGCCCUUCCAGGAGGAAAGCGCGAUCCUGAAGACGCAGACGAUAAGGCAGCAGCAGUAAGAGAAGCAUGGGAGGAGGUGGGCGUAGAUCUGGACAAGUAUGCUGUCGAGUGUGGCAAUCUGCCUCAGAGACUUGUGACGACACAUUGGGGCAAGAAGCCUUUGUUGGUGCUGUGCCCGUACGUCUUCCUGGUGACGCAGCAUGAGAUACCACCACUCAAGCUCCAGCCAACUGAGGUCGCGAGCACGCAUUGGGUGCCCUUGCGAUCUUUGCUUUCUCCAUCACAACGUACCAUAGCCUUUGAGGAUGUGUCGAGCCGAAUCGCGAACCAGGAGACUGGUGUAAAGAAAUGGAUGCUCAGCAUGAUCUUGGGCAAGAUGAUGUUCGCAGCUAUCAACCUGGAGCCGACAGAGUCUCUACACAGUGUCGAAUCGCCUGCACAAGAUACUUUGCAGGACAAUAGACAUGCGCGGCUUGGUCGCAUCGAUCAGCUCAACGAGCUUGGAAGCAGGUUAUGGCGGAGCGAUCUCUUCAACCAGUUCCCUCCGCCGAAGAACGAUGGUCCUCUCCUGCUCUGGGGUUUGACACUAGGUGUCGUGAGCGACUUCCUCGACCUUGUGCCACCGCAUAAUGCCCUCGAGCUAUGGACGUACCCUAGCUUCACGCCUCUUGACGUGCGCUUCGCAGUGUGGCUCCUGACCUACAACUUCAAGAACCGAAAACGUGCCGAGCUACAAUCAGGCGCAGAGUUCAAAGCCAUGAAGCCAUCCUUCGGCGGCGCAUCAGAAAGUGGUGUAGGCGUUGCAAGCGCUGGGGCAAGUGGUUACGCAACACCUGCUGGGGCUGGAGCAACGUUUCCAGAAGACCCCAGCGUUUCUUCCACAGUCCUCGUUGAGCGACCGAAUGAGCUUCUACGGAAAGCGCUGCAGCCGGAUGAGACUGGGUUCCACGGUCUCGGAAGCGGCGUUGGCGCAGGAGAGGUGAAGGAAAAGAAAGCUGCGGUACAGACAAUACUUGAAGGGUUCGUGGAACGUGUCGCGAAACUUGCGCUGCCAGAAAUCUCUAACCGCGGCAGAUACUAUGUGAUUAUACGACGAGCCGUGGCGAUGGCGUUGGUUGGGAGGGCGAGCGUGGCUGUCGUUCUGGCCGUGCUGCUGUGGAAGCGGUUUCCGAAAAUGUGGCCGGCGAGGAUAAAGCGACUCCUGCAGCGGUGA
Messenger RNA from Fulvia fulva, 1515 nucleotides. RefSeq lists its product as uncharacterized. The record is from RefSeq and is a predicted model, not a curated record. The transcript has a single exon. Bases 1 to 1515 code for a protein of 504 amino acids. Lineage: Eukaryota; Fungi; Ascomycota; Dothideomycetes; Mycosphaerellales; Mycosphaerellaceae. Gene Ontology annotation, molecular function: coenzyme A diphosphatase activity.